ACUUGAGCUUCACAGAUCAUCAUCACUUCCUCUCUCUCUCGAAGAAACACAAUUUGGAGUUUUCUAAUCUUCCAUACAAAUGGAAGGGAACUCUUUACCAGAAGAAGAUGUAGAGAUGAUGGAGAAUUCAGAUGGAAAGAAUACAGUCACAGAUGAAUUUCUUCCAAUGGUGGAGCCGUUCAUUGGUUUGGAGUUUGAAUCAGAAGAGGCUGCAAAGUCUUUCUAUGACAAUUACGCUACAUGCAUGGGUUUCGUUAUGCGAGUGGAUGCUUUCAGGAGGUCGAUGAGAGAUGGGACUGUGGUGUGGCGUAGACUCGUGUGUAAUAAAGAAGGGUUCCGUAGAUCAAGACCUCGGAGAAGCGAGAGCAGGAAACCUAGAGCUAUAACAAGAGAAGGGUGUAAAGCUCUGAUUGUGGUGAAAAGAGAGAAAUCCGGAAAAUGGGUUGUCACUAAAUUUGAGAAAGAACAUAAUCAUCUUCUCUUGCCUCUCUCACCUAAUGUUCGCCGGAAUCAUCCGCUCCCUCAAACACCGGACGAGAAAGACGCAAAGAUUCGGGAGCUGAGUGCAGAGCUGAGCCGAGAGAGAAGGCGUUGUACUGCUUUGCAACAGCAGCUUGAUAUGGUUCUCAAGGAGAUGGAAGAACAUUCCAACCAUCUCUCCGUUAACAUCAAUAAUGUUAUCCAAAGUGUUAGAGAAAUUGAGUCCAAUACUUUCACUAAACCCCUUAGCUGAAUACAAACAACAAACAUAAUCCUUCAUUUCUGUUCAUAAAAGCUUAACAUCAAG
This is a messenger RNA of Arabidopsis arenosa, 787 nucleotides long. The record is from the annotation of a GenBank genome assembly. NCBI's taxonomy places the organism in Eukaryota, Viridiplantae, Streptophyta, Magnoliopsida, Brassicales, Brassicaceae.